UUGUAACGAUGAAGUUUACUCUGGUUAUUUUUUUUAAUUUAGUAUCUCUCUCUUGCGCGAUUUCACUUGAAGGAUUGUAUUGUGGAAAAGAAAAUUGCUAUGAAUUACUAAACGUAAACAGAGAUUCUACAAGGCAAGAAAUAUCUCGUAAUUAUCGCCAACUGGCAAAAAAAUAUCAUCCCGAUGUGCAUAGAGGUGGUACAGCAAAACAUGAAGCUGAGGACAUGUUUAAACGAAUCGCUCGUGCGUAUGAAAUUUUGCGAGAAGAAGGAUCGCGGUUGGACUAUAAUUAUAUGUUGGAUAAUCCUAACGAAUAUUACUCUCAUUUUUAUCGUUACUAUCGAAGGCACACUUCAAUUGACGUUCGUAUUGUAAUAUUCGUGUGCAUAUCUAUUGUGUCGGCAGUACAAUAUAUAACACGUAUUCAGAGAUAUGAAGAAGCUAUUAAAUAUUUCAUGACUGUGCCAAAAUAUCGCAACAAGGCUAUUCAAAUGAUGAACGAUGAAGGUUUAAAAAAGAUAUCUACUUGCAAACUUUCACGAUCUGCCCAAAGAGAAGAAUCGGAAAAAAAUAUUCGAAGAGUUAUAGAAGAAAAUCUAGACAUCCAGGGAGCAUACGCAAAACCUCGCAUUACAGAUAUAUUAUGGGUUAAAAUUGUUUUGUUACCGUAUACUGUAUAUAAAAUGCUAAAAUGGAAUAUAGUGUGGAUAUAUAAGUUUAGUAUACUCCGCCAACCAUACGGUAAUGAAGAGAAGUUGUAUCUUAUUAGAAAAAACAUGAGCCUUGGAGUUAAUCAGUUUAGUGCAAUCGACAAUAAGAAAAUUGAGGAAUACAUGCAACAAGAGUUAUGGAUUAAAAGUAAUUUUACUGUCUGGAAAUCAGAACAAGAAGAAGAGGCUAAACGACAAAUGGCAGAUAAUCCACGUUAUAAAGCUUAUAGACGGUAUAUGAAAAAUCGCGGUCCUCAAAGAAUUGCUUUUGAAGAUUGAUCAUUAACUUAUUUUAUUUCGCUCACUUAUUGCUGAUUGCAUGAAAAAUUUUGCAUUAAAAAUUGUGCAAUAGCUUAUAUAAGUGCUAUUUUAGAUUGAAUCGCUUCAGUAUCUUCGGCAAACUUUUUCACUAUAUUCCAAGCAAGAAGUGCGCCGAAGACACUGACACGAUUCAAGCUAAAAUAGCAGUGUUAGGAGCGAUUGCGCACUCUUAAAUGUGAAAUUAUUCUUGCGAUAAGCAAUACUAUCAAAAAAUAUUCCGGGCCAAAGACUCACCAUUGGAAACAAAAACAUAGAAACAGGAAAUCAUUCAUAAAGCUUCGAUAUAUUUGAAAAACCUAGUAGAGUUAGAAGCUACUGCAAAUCUAAAUGAAUUUUAAUGAAUAGCUAAAAAAAACCACAUUUACCUACUAUUGAAAAAGUAAAUUAAUUGUUGAUUACUCGAGCAAUGCUUUACAGCUAAAUAUAUCAAGAUUCUUACAUGUUCUGCUGUUGAAAUCAAAUAGAAAUCAUGUUUUGUCACCAUUUCAAAAUGGAGUAUCAUGUAUCAAAAUUUGCACAAAUUUUAUUGGAAGGGAAUAUAUUGGCAUUUAUUUUGCGAGGCGUGUGACGUCACACUGCGAAUUUUACUUCACGUAUUGUUCGGUAUCAAUGGAUUCAAAUCGUUUGAUGUAAGAGUAUCAAAACAAACCUUUUGCCUCAAGUCAAUUUACAAAACGCCGAAGCUGAAGUAAAUACGAAUUGCAAAUUAUUUUGGAAUGAAUUUUGUCUGUCAAAAUAAAUUCGAUGGUCUAAGCAGCGCAUUACAGAGAGAUAAAAGACGAAACCAAAUCUUUAACGAGAGUGCGCUUUCAUUAGAUGGUUUAGAAUACUCAUCAGUAGUGACAUAUCAUAUCAGGUACGGGUUUUACUGUUUUACACACAAUGAUGUGUUCGAAAAACUAUUAGCG
Molecule: messenger RNA, 1939 nt
Organism: Sabethes cyaneus
Lineage: Eukaryota; Metazoa; Arthropoda; Insecta; Diptera; Culicidae
Product: dnaJ homolog subfamily C member 25 homolog
Exons: 2
Coding region: 9-989 (326 amino acids)
Biological process (GO): protein folding
Cellular component (GO): endoplasmic reticulum membrane
Source: RefSeq, a predicted model, not a curated record